This is a messenger RNA of Odobenus rosmarus divergens (Pacific walrus), 2979 nucleotides long. It is a transcript of the gene BNC1, whose product is annotated as zinc finger protein basonuclin-1-like. Lineage: Eukaryota; Metazoa; Chordata; Mammalia; Carnivora; Odobenidae. The record is from RefSeq and is a predicted model, not a curated record. Gene Ontology annotation, biological process: regulation of transcription by RNA polymerase I. Gene Ontology annotation, cellular component: nucleus. The transcript has 5 exons.
AUGCGGCGGCGCCGGCCGAGCCGGGGCGGACGCGGGGCGGCCCGGGCCGGGGACACGCGCCGGUAGUCCCGGCGCUGCAGCGGCCGCAGGAUGGCCGAGGCUAUCGGCUGCACUCUGAACUGUAGCUGCCAGAGUUUCAAACCCGGGAAGAUAAACCACCGCCAGUGUGAGCAGUGCAGACAUGGAUGGGUGGCCCAUGCUCUGAGCAAGCUGAGGAUCCCCCCCGUGUAUCCCACAAGCCAGGUGGAAAUUGUCCAGUCCAAUGUGGUGUUUGAUAUUAGCAGCCUCAUGCUCUACGGGACCCAGGCCAUCCCUGUUCGCCUGAAAAUCCUAUUGGACCGGCUCUUCAGUGUGCUGAAGCAAGAUGAGGUGCUGCAGAUCCUGCACGCCUUGGACUGGACCCUUCAGGAUUACAUCCGGGGAUACGUGCUGCAGGAUGCCUCAGGAAAGGUGCUGGAUCACUGGAGCAUCAUGACCAGUGAGGAAGAGGUGGCCACCCUGCAGCAGUUCCUUCGCUUUGGGGAGACCAAGUCCAUCGUGGAGCUCAUGGCAAUCCAAGAGAAAGAGGAGCAGUCCAUCAUCAUCCCGCCAGCCGCGGCGAACGUGGACAUCAGGGCGUUCAUCGAGAGCUGCAGCCACAGGAGCGCCAGCCUCCCCGCCCCUGCGGACAAGGGGACCCCCAGCAGCCUUCACCCUUUUGAGAACCUCAUAAACAACAUGACUUUCAUGCUGCCCUUCCAGUUCUUCAACCCCGUGCCCCCCACGCUGAUAGGGUCACUGCCCGAACAGUACGUGCUGGAGCCGGGACAGGACCAGAGUCAGGAGCCCAAACAGGAGAUGCACGGACCCUUCCCUGGCGACGGCUUCUUAACCUCCAGUCCUGCGUCAUUUCAGGCGGAAAAAGAGCCGUGUCUAAACUGCCCGGACACGGUUCCCAAAAAGGAAGACGGUGCCCCUUUAAGUGAUUCCAGCUCCUACAACAUUGUCACCAAGCUUGAAAGGACACAGUUGUCCCCCGAGGCCAAAGCGAGGCCCGAGAGGCACAGCCUGGGUGCCAAGAAGGGCCGCGUGUUCUGCACGGCGUGUGAGAAGACCUUCUACGACAAAGGCACGCUCAAGAUCCACUACAACGCCGUCCACCUGAAGAUCAAGCAUAAGUGCACCAUCGAAGGGUGUAACAUGGUCUUCAGCUCCCUGAGGAGCCGGAACCGUCACAGCGCCAACCCCAACCCCCGGCUGCACAUGCCCAUGAACAGAAACAACAGGGACAGAGACCUGAGGAACAGCCUGCACCUGGCCGCCUCGGGGGGCUGCGAGCGCCCGGGCUUCCCGGCCCCAGACUGCAGGCCCCUGCCUGGCUACGCGGCGUCCGGGGAUGACCCGGGGGGCCAGCCGGCCUUCCCGAGCGUGGGGCAAAACGGGGUGCUUUUCCCCAACCUGAAGACGGUCCAGCCGGUCCUUCCUUUCUACCGCAGUCCGGCCACGCCAGCCGAGUUGGCCAACACCCCCGGCCUGCUCCCUUCCCUCCCUCUCUUGUCUUCUUCCAUCCCGGAGCAGCUGGUUUCAAACGAAGGCCCGUUCGAUGCCCUUCCCAAGAAGAAAUCCCGCAAGUCCAGUAUGCCCAUCAAAAUAGAGAAGGAGGCCGCGGGGGUAGCCAAUGACAAGAGGCACGCUCUCAGCUCAGAUGAAGACGCGCCCCUGCGGGUGGCCGGCGAUGACGAGCCCGAGGCCUGCAGCCCCCGGUCGUCGGACAGAGCACCUGGGACGUGGCACGCACGGUCCGGGGGCCCGGGGGCGCCCCUCCCAGAGGGGGAGAGGGUCUGCCAUCUAGACUCAGGGACGGAGUCGAGCGGAGCCAUGAGCAGGACCCCCGAGCGGGCCACACGGCCCCCAGAGAGGGCGGCUGAGCAGAAGCCAGGCCUGACGGCGGUGCCACGGGAGCCGGAGGCUGGUGGCCGCGAGCCUCGCCUCACAGCCGGGACAGAGCCCUGUGUCCCCUUCCCUGACUACAUCCACCUGCAGCAGCGCCUGCUGGCUGGCGGGCUUUUCAGCGCUCUGUCCGGCGGAGGAAUGGCUUUUCCUUGUUUCGAGGACGUCAGGGAGCCGGAACCUGUGGGUCAGCACACGUUAGGGAGGCAGAAGGAAGACACUCGCUUCCAGUGUGACAUCUGCAAGAAGACCUUCAAAAACGCUUGCGGUGUGAAAAUGCACCACAAGAACAUGCACGCCAAAGAAACACACGUGUGCACGGUGGAGGGCUGCAAAGCCACCUUCCCCUCACGCCGGAGCAGAGACAGACACAGUUCAAACCUAAACCUCCACCAAAAAGUGUUGACCCAGAAAGCACUCGAGAGCCCCGAAGACCAUUUCCAUGCAGCUUACCUUCUGAAGGACGUGGCAAAGGAGACCUUCCAGGACGUGGCUUUCACGCAGCAAGCCUCCCAGACGUCUGUCAUCUUCAAGGGAGCGAGUCGGAUGGGCAGCCUGGUUUACCCGAUAACCCAAGUCCACAGUGCCGGCCUGGAGAGCUACAACUCCGGUCUGCCAAGCGAGGGCACCAUCUUGGAUUUGAGCACUACCUCGAGCAUGAAGUCAGAGAACAGCAACCAUUCCUCUUGGGACUCAGACGGGGCCAGCGAGGAAGGCACCAUGCUCAUGGAGGACAGUGAUGGGAACUGUGACGGGCCGAACCUUGUCCCCGGGGAAGAUGAGUACCCCAUCUGUGUCCUGAUGGAGAAGGCCGACCAGAGCCUCGCCAGCCUGCCUUCUGGGUUGCCCAUCACGUGUCACCUCUGCCAAAAGACGUACAGUAAUAAAGGGACCUUCAGGGCUCACUACAAAACCGUGCACCUCCGCCAACCCCACAAAUGCAAGAUUCCGGGCUGCAACAGCACGUUCUCGUCUGUCCGCAGCCGGAACAGACACAGCCAGAAUCCCAACCUGCAUAAAAGCCUGGCCUCCUCUCCAAGUCACCUAUAG